GCCGCCGAAACAUGUCCAAGGCCGAGUCCUCCAAAGCUGCCGCCAGCAACCGUGUCAAGCCCAACCCCAAUGCGGCCGGCGGUGCAAACUACGAGCUGCCCUGGGUAGAGAAGUACCGUCCCGUCUACCUCGACGAUGUCGUCGGCAAUACCGAAACCAUUGAGCGCCUCAAGAUCAUUGCCAAAGAUGGCAACAUGCCGCACAUGAUCAUCUCGGGCAUGCCCGGUAUCGGCAAGACAACGUCGAUUCUCUGCCUCGCCCGCCAACUCCUCGGCGAUGCCUACAAGGAAGCUGUUCUCGAGCUCAACGCCUCCGACGAGCGUGGAAUCGAUGUCGUCCGCAACCGCAUCAAGGGCUUUGCCCAGAAAAAGGUCACUCUCCCACCCGGCAGGCAAAAACUCGUCAUCCUCGACGAAGCCGACAGCAUGACGAGUGGAGCCCAGCAGGCCCUCCGCCGCACCAUGGAAAUAUACAGCUCCACCACGCGCUUUGCCUUUGCCUGCAACCAGUCCAACAAGAUCAUUGAGCCCCUGCAGUCGAGAUGCGCCAUCCUCCGAUACGCUCGUCUUACCGAUGCCCAGGUUGUGCGCCGCAUCAUGCAAAUCUGCGAAGCCGAGGACGUCAAAUACUCCGAUGAUGGCAUUGCAGCACUCGUCUUCUCCGCCGAGGGCGACAUGCGACAGGCCAUCAACAACCUGCAGUCGACAUUUGCUGGUUUUGGCUUCGUCAAUGGCGACAAUGUCUUCAAAGUGGUGGACAGCCCGCAUCCCAUCAAAGUGCAAUCCAUGAUCAAGGCCUGUCACGAGCAGCGCAUAGACGACGCCUUGGCAUCAUUGAAAGAGCUGUGGGACCUGGGCUACUCGUCCCACGACAUUAUCAGCACCAUGUUCAAGGUCACAAAGACGAUUGACACUCUUAGUGAGCACGCAAAGCUCGAGUUCAUCAAGGAAAUUGGCUUCACUCAUAUGCGCAUCCUCGACGGUGUCCAGACCCUGUUGCAACUUUCCGGCUGCGUUGCCCGCUUGUGCAAAAUCAACAUGCAACCGCAAUUAUUCGCCCUUCCUACGAAAUGAGUUCAAAAUUUAACAUGAGGCUUGGCUUGCAUUUACUAGCAUGGCGUUUGGCGCAAAAAAAACUCUCACACA
This is a messenger RNA of Exserohilum turcica Et28A, 1145 nucleotides long. RefSeq lists its product as uncharacterized. NCBI's taxonomy places the organism in Eukaryota, Fungi, Ascomycota, Dothideomycetes, Pleosporales, Pleosporaceae. Gene Ontology annotation, biological process: DNA repair; DNA-templated DNA replication. The record is from RefSeq and is a predicted model, not a curated record. Bases 12 to 1073 code for a protein of 353 amino acids. Gene Ontology annotation, molecular function: DNA clamp loader activity; DNA binding; ATP hydrolysis activity. The transcript is spliced from 3 exons. Gene Ontology annotation, cellular component: DNA replication factor C complex; nucleus; Rad17 RFC-like complex.